AUGUCUUUGAGGGAUGCACUUAAUCUUAGCCAAGAUGAUCCCAUGCCUACACUCCUUGAAGAAUCAAACUCUGAUUGUCAGACCUUAAAUCUAGCAAACUGUGGCUUGCCUCAACCAAGUAACAUUAUAUCCGAUGCUGAUGUAGAGUGCAGAAAUCAGAGUGCUAACAUGGUUGUCGAUCAGACAGUAAAGGAAUGGCAAAGCGUUUCGGUUUCUGUUCCUGUUAAGGCGCAUAUCAAUGAUAUUAUUGUGUUAAGUGACAGUGAUGAAGAAGAUGUGAACAUUGAAGUCACUUCCGCAGGAAGAAAGGAAGUGGAGAGUCCUGAUAUUAAUAUUUGGCAUUGUUCAGGUAUUUAUGGUAGUGGAACAAGAAGGCCUGUUUCGUUGUCUGCACUCAAACGCUGGAGUGAAUCUGAAUUCGAUUCCUCAUCUUCUCACUUAGAGUUCAAGGUAUGGAAGACAGGUGAGAGCGAAAGAGAGGCAAUGUCUUUGAGGGAUACACUUAAGCUCAGCCAAGAUGAUCCCAUGCCUACACUCCUUGAAGAAUCAAACUCUGAUUGUCAGACCUUAAAUCCAGCAAACUGUGGCUUGCCUCAACCAAGUAACAUUAUAUCCGAUGCUGAUGUAGAGUGCAGAAAUCAGAGUGCUAACAUGGCUGCCGAUCAGACAGUAAAGGAAUGGAAAAGCGUUUCGGUUUCUGUUCAUGUUAAGGCGACUAUCAAUGAUAUUAUUGUGUUAAGUGAUAGUGAUGAAGAAGAUGUGAACAUUGAAGUCACUUCAUCAGCAAGAAAGGAAGUGGAGAGUCCUGAUAUUAAUAUUUGGCAUUGUUCUGGUGUUUAUGGUAGUGGAACAAGAAGGCCUGUUUCAUUGUCUGCACUCAAACGCUGGAGUGAAUCUGAAUUCGAAUCCUCAUCUUCUCACUUAGAGUUCAAGGUAAGGAAGACAGGUGAGACCGAAAGAGUGGCAAUGUCUUUGAGGGAUGCACUUAAGCUCAGCCAAGAUGAUCCCAUGCCUACACUUCUUGAAGAAUCAAACUCUGAUUGUCAGACCUUAAAUCCAGCAAACUCUGGCUUGCCUUAA
Messenger RNA from Trifolium pratense (red clover), 1080 nucleotides. RefSeq lists its product as uncharacterized. The record is from RefSeq and is a predicted model, not a curated record. The transcript has a single exon. NCBI's taxonomy places the organism in Eukaryota, Viridiplantae, Streptophyta, Magnoliopsida, Fabales, Fabaceae. The coding region runs from base 1 to 1080 and encodes 359 amino acids.